AUGACUCAAACAUCUGGUGUACGGGAUCCCGGACAAACUGUACGGGCAGUCCAGAAUUUCAUCAUCAGCCAGAUUUAUCUAAUCGGGACUCUUGGCGCAACUUUUGUACGCCCUGGGCUAUUGACUCAGUUUGUUUCGCCCGCUGAGCUCGGCAUGCCGCUCCAAGAUAUUGUGGAACAGUCGUUCCUCGGGUGUCCAGAGCAUAUUCUGAAUCCCGUGAAGUACUUUUCGCUCCAAAGGGAUGCAAUCGCGCACGCAGAGCUAUUUGAUGGUGCCACGGUGUGCCAGUUCAUACAGGAUAUCAAGGCUGUGCUCGAAUCAGUUCAGAAGUUUGAUUGUUUUGGAUGGGUUAUCAACUUGCAACGGUUACAGCAUUCAUCAACAAGAGAUGAGUAUAAUCUCUGUAAUCUAUCCUUGUCAUACAAGCUUGGGGCCUUAGUGUAUGGUCGCCGUAUCCUCGAUGCGCUCACCAGCAACGUCACGGCCUUGAAUGAUCUGAUCUGCGAAUUAAUGGAUGCGAUUGGAGCGCUGCGAGACACCACUUUGCUAAGUGCAUCUUAUGGCCGAUCUUCAUUGUUGGGUUGGAAUGCCGAUGGCCAUCGCAGCAAAAAUUCCUCAUUCAGUGCUUGGGGAAGUUUUGGGCAAAUACAAAGUGUCUGA
Monascus purpureus is the source of this 660-nucleotide messenger RNA. The record is from the annotation of a GenBank genome assembly. NCBI's taxonomy places the organism in Eukaryota, Fungi, Ascomycota, Eurotiomycetes, Eurotiales, Aspergillaceae.